AGCAAACCGCUUGCGCAGUGGCCAGCGAGGGCGCCCCGCCUUUUCGUUCCUCCCCUCGGCGGGGCCGGUGCCGGUUUACGUAACGCCUCUUCUGGCGAAUUCCGGCUUGGUCCCGCCGCCUGACUUGGGACGGGUCGCCAGAAGCCCCGGCAGAUCCGUUUCUUCGUCCUUGGAUGGUUCGGCACUGCGGUGCUGAACUGCAAGAGGGUGUAGAAGAUCCAGAGACUUUGCUGUGAGAAGCGCUGCUUUUGAGUGGGCAUCUUUCUUGGCUGCUGCAGGUCCUGCUGGGGAUUUACAUCUGGCUUCAAUGUGAAAUUAAGGUAGAAAAAUGCACAUAAACAUGUGUUUCCUGUUAAGAUUUAGUAUACUCUGGUUAUGCCUGAAGAGUGGGUCUUGUCUUUAGACUGUUAACUGCCAGCAAAUAUAAAUGAUGAUCCUAUAGAUGUCAAGCGUGUCUCCUCAGUACUGGAGUGAAAAUACCCACUUCCAGGUUCCCACGGAAUAUCAUCUACAGAAAAUGCUUCAUGUUCUAAGGAUGAAAGCCACCUAGAUUCAUGCACCUAGUCUAUACAGUUGUUGUGGAUGGUUUGCCAUCUGAAAGCUCCUCAAGCUCCUGUCUGGGUCCUGUAUCUGUUUCAGAAAUGUCUCUGCUUCAGGCCUUGGGCCCUGUGCAGACCUGGCUGGGACAAGAGCUAGAAAAAUGUGGCAUUGAUGCCAUGAUUUAUACUCGCUAUGUCCUCAGUCUUCUGCUGCAUGAUAAUUAUGACUACGAUCUGCAGGAACAGGAGAAUGACAUCUUCCUGGGCUGGGAAAAGGGAGCUUACAAGAAAUGGGGGAAAAGUAAGAAAAAGUGCUCUGAUCUUACACUAGAAGAAAUGAAGAAACAGGCUGCUGUUCAAUGUCUUCGCUCUGCUUCUGAUGAAAGUUCUGGGAUUGAGACAUUAGUUGAGGAACUUUGUUCCAGGCUAAAAGAUCUCCAGAGCGAACAAGCAGAGGAGAAGAUUUCAAAAAGACUUGAGGACUCUUUGCCUUCUGAAAUAGAUUUAUCUCCUGCAGCAAAAGAUCAAGUAGAAAUGUAUUAUGAGGCUUUUCCACCUCUUUCCCAGAAACCAGUUUGCCUACAAGAAAUCAUGACUGUGUGGAAUAAAUCCAAAAUGUGUUCUUACUCCAGUACCUCCUCAUCUUCCACUGUCCCAGCAACUAGCACCGAUACAUCAUCUCCAAAGGAUUGCAUUAGUGAAAAUGAAGCAUCCAAAGAGAGAAAUAGUAACAAAGCAUCUGUACCUAUACAGGAGAGAGCCACAGAAAAGAAUGACAAAGAUGAAAAAGAGAAUAAGUUUGGAAACCGUAUUGAAGGAAAAUCUGUUUCAUACAAAAAGCAAGUCCGGCAUAAAUCUGAGGGGAAGAUACGUCUUCGAUCCUGGUCUUCUGGUUCCAGUGAAGAAGGUUCAAAUUCUAGUGGCAAUCAUGGUGAAUUAAAAGCAGCUACAAAAUAUGUAAAAAUAAGGCAUAAAACAAGGGAGGCUCGGGGUAAAAAAGGAUGGAAUGGACAAAGUAAGUAUUUGCCAAAAGCUGGUGAAAAAACUGAAAGGAAAAUUCCUGGCAGCAGCAAUGGAUCCAUCAAGCAACUAUGUAAAAGAGGUAAACGGCCAUUAAAAGAAAUUAGACGAAAAGAAGGUGGAAACCACGAGAGAAAAGAGCUAUAUUUUGAUAGCAGGAAUGAAACUGAGUAUAAGGAGGAGCCUCUGUGGUAUACUGAGCCAAUUGCAGAAUAUUUUGUUCCCCUGAGUAGAAAAAGUAAGCUUGAGACGACAUACCGCAACAAGCAAGAUGUAUGUGAUGCAACAUCAGAGGUUGUAGAAGAAUUAGCUGAAUCAGUGCAAGGUCUUUGCAUUAGUAACAACAAUAAUAUUAAUAAAACAUACCUCGCAGCAGGUACUUUCAUUGAUGGUCAUUUUGUGGAAAUGCCUGCAGUUUUAAAUGAGGAUAUCGGCCUCACUAGGACCUCAAUAUGUUCUCCACCAGAGGACGAUAUACAUUUAGAUGGUGUACAUCUGUCAGAACUAACACACUUCUAUGAAGUGGAUAUUGAUCAAUCCAUGUUGGAUUCUGGUGCCUCAGGCAAGAUGCAAGGAGAAAGUCGGAUUUUGAAUAUGAUUCGGCAGAAAAGCAGAGAAGGAACUGAUUUUGAGGCAGAAUGUUGCAUAGUGUUUGAUGGAAUGGAAUUGAAAGGGGAAAGUGCAAUAUGGGCAGAUUCGGCCACUUCUGGUGCUGAAGGGUGGUUCUUGCAAGAUCUUAGUAAUUUAGCUCAAUUUUGGGAGUGCUGUUCAUCUUCUAGCUCUGGCGAUGCAGAUGGGGAAAGUUUUGGAGGAGAUUCUCCUGUUAGACUUUCCCCUACCUUAGACAGCACAAUGCUUAAUUCAUACAUGCUUGCAGGCAAUCAAGAGCUGUUUUCAGAUACUAAUGAAGGAUCUGGUUUAAAUUCUUUUUCAGUGUUUGAAGUGCAAUGCAGUAAUUCUGUCUUACCAUUUUCUUUUGAAAAACUAAAUUUGGGAAAUGAAAAUACAGAUUCUAGUAGCAAUGUUGGUAUGUUUGGGAAAACACAGUCAAGAUUGUUAAUAUGGACCAAAAAUAGUGCCUUUGAUGAAAAUGAACACUGUUCUAAUCUGUCAACAAGAACUUGUAGUCCAUGGUCAUAUUCUGAAGAAACACGUUCAGACAAUGAGACUUUAAAUAUUCCAUUUGAAGAAUCCCCUCAAUUUAACUCUGAUGAUAUUAAUUAUAUAGUUCCUAGGGUAUCUUCAAGUUAUAUAGAUGAGGAAAUUGUAGAUUUUUUGCAGGAGGAAACCUGCCAAGAACAGACGAGAUCUUUAGGAGAAAUACCUACUUUAAUUUUCACAAAGAAGUCAAAAUUAGAAUCUCUCUGUGGUAUUCAGUUAGAACAAAAAACAGAAGAUAAAGAAUAUGAGACUCCACAAGUAUGUAGCGACAGUAGUCCGCCUGAAGAUGACUAUGGCUCGGGAGUUAUGAAAGAUAUCUGGACAAAUAUGACAGAUGAAAAUUCUGCAGCAAUUGUAGAAAUAGAAGGAAUAGAAGAGGAACUGUUUCCAACUGAUGUAAAUCAUUAUUGUUGCUGCUUAAAUGAUGCAAAGGUAGAAAUUCUUCAAGGUCCAAACAAAGCAGUGCAAAGAUCAGAAUACCAUCUUUGGGAAGGUCAGAAAGAAAAUUUAGAGAAAAGAGGCUUUGCUUCAACCAAUUUAUCAAAAGUAGAUUGUGGAGAUUAUACUACACCCUCCAAAUCGUGGGAUGUUAACCAAGAUAAAGAAAAUUCAUUUAUUCUUGGUGGUGUGUACGGGGAACUGAAAACAUUCAACAGUGAUGCAGAAUGGGCCAUAGUGCCCCCAAAUCACCCAAAAGGAAACUUACUACAGUGUGCAGCUUCUGAUGUAGUCACAAUAGCUGGUACAGAUGUCUUCAUGACACCAGGAAAUAGCUUUACUCCUGGUCACAGACAAUUAUGGAGACCUUUCGUAUCAUUUGAGCAGAGUGAGCAUUUGAAAUGUGAUCAUGGAUUAAAUAGAGGUUUUUCUUUUAUCUUCCACGAAGACUUGUUAGAAGCUUGCAGUAAUUUUCAAGGUGAAGAGUCUGGUCUUGAAUAUUCUUUCUCUUCCUUUGAUUUAAAUAAUCCAUUUUCACAAGUUCUUCAUGUCGAAUGUACAUUUGAACCAGAAGGAAUUACGUCCUUCAGCCCUUGCUUUAAACCCAAAUCAAUCCUUUGCUCUGAUUCUGACAGAGAUGCUUUUCGCCCUAGAAUAUGUGGUGCUGGGAGGACGCAGUACAGAGCAAUACGGAUUUCUCCUAGGACUCACUUUCGCCCCAUUUCUGCCUCUGAACUUUCUCCAUGUGGUGGAAGUGAAUCUGACUUUGAAUCUGAGAAAGAUGAGGGGACUAGUCUUGUCUCUGCUCAAGCUGAAUCCUUUGAUGAUCCACAAGCAGAUCUCAAACCACUGGAAGAGGAUGCAGAAAAAGAAGGACAUUAUUAUGGUAAAUUAGAACUUGAGUCUGGGAAGUUCUUUCCUACAUUAAAAAAGUGCGGGAUGGAAAAGAGUGCGCAGACAUCUCUGGAUUCCCAGGAAGAAUCAUCUGGAAUAUUGCUGGUAGAAAAUGAGAGUUCUUGCUUAGAAUGCGGCAUGAAAGAUGUGCAAGAUACAAUGGCUGUGAAAAAUUCUGAAGCUAGCUGCACUGUUGUGGAGCCACAAGAAGAGGAAGACAAGUCUUGCAGUUGUAAAGAAAGCUCAUCGGUGCAACUGAAAGAGUUUCCUGUAUUGAGUAAUGAUCUUCAGAAAAUAAGCUACAAUCAAGCAAAACAGUGCUGGUGGGAGAAAGCUCUUUAUACUCCACUCUUUCCUACAUCACAGUAUGAAGACCCCUUACAGGUACUCUGCUUCUGGACUCCAGGCAUGCAUGUGCACCAGGAACCCCAUUGCUGUAACUGGGGAUUAAAAGACAAGGCACCUCACAUAGAAUCAGAAAUGGUUGAUGUUGGAACAGAACAGCUGUUGGACAAAGAGUUCCGGUGCGAUUCCCUACAUUUGACGAGUAACCAGGCAGACAUUCAACAUACACAGAAGAAAGGAUAUUCUUCUCACAGCUUGUCAUGUAGACAACAAGGAAAAUCUACAGCUUCAGCAGCUGCCAAAUGCUAUACAAAUAUCAAGAGGGAGAACAGUGAUGAAGAAUUCACAGAUAUGAAAGAAUUACUACACAGUGAAGAGCAUCUUCAAGAUUUUAAUAUGAUUUCUUCCAUGCAUGAAGCAAGGUGUGCAGAUCCUAGAGAUUCUGAAAUAAAAUCAAAUGGCUUUAGAAAGAAGUUAUACUCCAGUGACAGUGACAGUUCUGAAGGUGCAGCAUCAGAAGGUGGAAAUGGAUGGACAGAUCCUUGUGAAGAAGAGCUUUUUUCUCGAACUCACUUAUAAAGUUAUAGAAUAAAAGGAUGGCUUGAAGAAUAACAUGAGGUGGCAAACUCUUCCAGAAGGCUCGUAACUCAGCAACAAAUUGAGUUCUUCCUUCAUAUAAUGGAUUCAGAAGUGUAUUUAUCUUUCUCUUCUUGGUAUUUUAUUUUUAAUAGUGGGUUACGGCCCCGCUAGAAGCUUUUUUUCCCCUUUUUCUCCAAACUAUUAGCUCCUUGGCUAUUUGGACCUAGAGUAGAUUGUGUUGUCAAAUCAAGAAUGGAUGUGCAUGUGAUUGUCUUAAUAGUAUCACUGCUCUUUUGCAUCCUAGUUGCAGUUAUUUUUAUUUUCAACUGCAGCUGUAUCAGUAUUACUAUCCUACUAGCAUUGCAGUGUCUACAACUAUUCAGAGAUUUUAUCUUUUAGCACAUUUAGGCUUUUAAGAUUUGGGAGAUAAAUACUUAACACUGUAAUCCAGUGUUUCCCAAUCUUGACAAUUUUAGGGCAUGUGGACUUCAACUCCCAGAAUUCCACAGCCAGCUUUGCUGGCUGUGGAAUUCUUGGAGUUGAAGUCCACAUGCCUUAAAAUUGUCAAGAUUGGGAAACACUGCUGUAAUCUAUCAGUGCCUUUCUGAAUGUGAGAGGAAAGCAUGUAUGGCUUGUCCUGUCUUUUAAGCUCUUACAACUUGGGAUUAGAAAUACUAGGGCUGAGCUUUAGAGACUUUCAGAAACUGUACUUUCAAUUCUAGAAUCUCUUCUCCUAACAUGCAUAGAAACAGAGUUGGAACAAUUGUUUGUUACUAACUGAGAAAGCUGCGCGUUUUUGCAGGGAUAAGGAGGAAGAAAAAUGACCAUUCCCCCUUUCCCCCUCUUGUUUUCAGGGCUUAGUAUUUUCUUCUUUUUCAGGACUCAGUGUUGAAAAGUAGAUGAUUCAACAAGUGACACUACAGCCUGAACCAAGCACACUUACUUCAUACUUGUAAGUGUACUUAGGAUUGCAUUGUCGGGAAAUUAUGGAACAGUGAACUUCGUAAAGAGCUUCAUAUAGUUGGCCUGAACAACAAAAGAAAUCUUAAGAGUCAAUGUUGAAUAUUUUUUAUGCAGAGAAUUAAUAUAUCACUCAAAUCCAAUGGCUCCUGCAGUUAGCUACUAUUAUAGCUGUAAUUUAGUAAAAUUUGUAGCUAACUUCGUGUCCUGAGAGAAUGUUAGAAGUAAGUUGUGUGUUGUGGGAGGGAAUGGGAACAUGAUUUACAUGUGUGAUUGCAGUAGUGAUUGUUGCUUUAUGUGACCUGUUCUUAACAUUUAUUUUAACAUAGUCAAUGCAUUGUCAAAAUGUAACUGUGCAAGACUAUCAACUCCCUGUGCUAAUAAUGUAUUAUGCAAAUCAUGUCAGGAGGAGCAAUAUUGGUUUAUACCAUUUCAUAGUUUUAAAAAACUAUACAAUAGCAGCAUGUUUAAGACACCAGAAAGAACAGAAAGCUUACUGUUGACUUGAAAAUGCUAAGCCAUUAAUUUUAAUAGGCAAGAAACUUGUUAACAAUUAUAGUUGUUUCAAAUGGUAAGCUGAACUGGCUUUAAAUUUUUAUUCUGUGCUAGUGAGCUUAAUUGAAUUGAAUGAAGUUUUUUGCCUUUUUUUUAAUUGAUAGUACAAGAUUUAAGAUCUAGGGUACGGGUUGUAUCUCAUCCUUUCAGUUGAAACUUCCAACUCCAUUGGCUUGGUUUGUACCUUCCAGGGAAAUGUCAUUAAUAACAUUAAUAAUGGCUUUUAAGCUACUUUAUUUUAGCAUCCAUACUACAAAUCUUUACGGUGGUUUUUUUUUCUUAUUUGAAAUUUUGGAUAUGUGUUUAAAUAUUUACUUUCUUCUGGAGCUUCCUUUAAAAUGUUAUAUAGGCACAUGCACUAAGGAUAUUAUUGUCAGUAUGAAAGCAAAGAACAAAACUGAUAAAUCUUAGUGGUUAAUGUAAAGAAUUAUUGUUAGAAAUAUGAAAAGCCAAAUGGGAAUAUUUGGGGAGGGAAGAACUCACACUUCAAAAAUUCAGCUUAUUUGGACUUUUAUCUCAGUGAAAGGAUGGCUCAUUUUAUUAUGAUUCAAUAUUCUAACACCUUUGAAAAUGUGUAUGUUACAUGUGUGGGCAAUAACAAAUAAUAUUUAUUUGUUUCAUAACUGAAUGGGUAAAAUUCUGAAGCUUUUCAGUGAGAAAGUGGAUGUGUGAGUUCGUGUUUCUGUUUUCUGCAAGGAUAAUUUAAAAGUGGAAAUGCUGAAAUGCACUGUGGUAUGAAGCACAUUGCAUAUCCAUAGCACUGAAGUAUCAGUUUUUCAUUCCUGGGCUGAACUUGUUUCUACCUUUUCGCUUCAAGUGGUGUAUCGUUCUGAUUUCACAUACAUCAGAGUAACUGAAUUUGUUUUUUUGUGGAGUUACUUAACACCAAAUAAAAAAAAUAAAAAAAUAA
Molecule: messenger RNA, 7401 nt
Organism: Crotalus tigris (Tiger rattlesnake)
Lineage: Eukaryota; Metazoa; Chordata; Lepidosauria; Squamata; Viperidae
Product: KIAA0232 ortholog
Exons: 13
Coding region: 555-4976 (1473 amino acids)
Source: RefSeq, a predicted model, not a curated record